GUUGCACUACAUGUUGUAAACAGUGAGAUCUCCAUUUUGUAUGUUUUUCCUAGAGGUUAGCGCCUACUUUCCUUUCGACUGUGAACAGCACAGCUAAUUCCGUGCAUUUCGGACGCAAUUGGAUACCUAACACAUUGGAGUGGAUUGGAUGAUCCGAUCGAUUACUUGCUUAAUCGUGUCCUGAUAGGAUUUGCAAGGAGAACGCAAUCAGAUGUUUUCGUGUUUCUAGCCGGUUUGCAAGCAAAACAACACCAAACAAAAACAACCAUGCAUGGACUCACAACUACAAAACGCCUGAGGGGAUCAUAAGAUGGAUCAAGGAGGAGUGAAGAAGAGCAGGAGUGACAACAGCAGAGUUAAGCUGCAUCUGAGCGAAACCCCCUCGGAGAGAACCCCUCUCACUGGUGCUCCCUGCAGUGCCAUGUCCGUUGCCUUGGCAACCACCACCACCCAGUUCCUUCCAUCCAGCCAGCUGAUGCAACCAGGUGACGUGCCCAGCGGACUCAGUAACAGCCCCCCUCCCUCAGGUGAGGACCUCGCCUCAGCCUCCGUCACGGCCUCCGUGGGCCUCUACCUGGAAGACCCAGAGCCUCCCACCAUAAAGCUCCUGCCCCAACAGACUAACACGUCCCUGGGCCUUGGACUCUUCACCCUUGGGGAUACCUACUCCCGCCUGGAAGACAGCAUCGCUGACUUCCACCGCUCCUCACCCAGCAUGGACUCUCUGAUCGGGGGCUCAGACCCUAACCUGUUCCCCUUGUCCAUGAGGACGGAGACAGACUUCUCCCGGGACCAGGACCUUAUGGAUAUGGACCAGGAAGGGUACAUUGGAAAAGACCAGAAACUGUUUAACGACAACACUCUGGAUCUCCUCCAGGACUUUGAGCUGACAGGCUCCCCCUCAGACUUUUACGUAGGGGACGACGCCUUCCUCUCCUCCCUGGCUGAUGACACUCUCCUGGGGGAUGAAAGCCAGGAUCGUAGGGUCUCCAUCUCCACCUCCAAGCCAGCUGCUACUACGACCAAUAGUGGUGAUUUUAGCGGUUCCAACACCACCACGUUGAAUGGUAGCAAUCUACUAACAUGUCAGGAUGAAUCCAACUCCAGCACCCCUAUGACAGGCAACUCCCCGACCCCCAACACCUUUCCCGUGGUGAAGCUCGAGAAGGAAGCUGGCUUCAUCCAGCUGUGUACUCCAGGGGUGAUCAAACAGGAGAAGACUUCGGCCAUUCGUAGCUACUCCUGCCGGAUGAGUGGUAGUACCGGAGGCUCCACUUCCUCCUCCCCCUCCGAGCUGUCCAGCGCCAGCCCCAUCUCCAUCUGUGGGGUGAGCACCUCUGGAGGACAGAGCUACCACUUUGGAGUCAACAGCAGCAUCAACACCACCUUGGCUUCCACUACCAGUGGAGCUUCUCCGCAGAAGGACCAGAAGCCCUCUGUGUUCAGCCUGUAUCCUCCGCUGGUGACCGUAGGAGAGGUCUGGAACAACAGUAGCUAUGGGGACGGAGCUUCUGGAAUGCAAGGUCUCUCCAGCCCUAUCUCCUCUUUCUCCAGCAGCUUUGCCAGUUCAACCUCCAGGCAGGGUGGUGGCGCUGCGUCGUGUACAACCCAGAGCAAGGCCGGGACCGCCCAUAAGAUCUGUCUGGUAUGUUCAGAUGAGGCGUCCGGCUGUCACUACGGGGUGCUCACCUGCGGAAGCUGCAAGGUGUUCUUCAAGCGAGCCGUGGAAGGUACGGUGGCAAGGGGGCAACACAACUACCUGUGUGCUGGGAGGAAUGACUGCAUCAUCGAUAAGAUCAGAAGGAAGAACUGUCCAGCCUGCCGCUUCCGCAAGUGUCUCAUGGCAGGGAUGAACCUGGAAGCUCGUAAAACUAAGAAGCUGAACCGUUUAAAGGGGGUGCAGCAGCCCACCAUGGCCGAGCUGACCCCCCGUCCGCUCCCAGAGGCAAGGUCGCUGGUCCCCAAGUCCAUGCCCCAGCUCACCCCCACCAUGCUGUCUCUACUAAAGGCCAUCGAGCCAGACACCAUCUACUCUGGCUACGACGGCACCCUUCCAGACACCUCCACACGCAUCAUGACCACCCUCAACAGGCUGGGGGGACGACAGGUGGUAUCAGCCGUCAAGUGGGCCAAGUCUUUGCCAGGGUUCCGGAACCUUCACCUGGACGACCAGAUGACUCUGCUGCAGUGUUCCUGGUUGUUCCUCAUGUCCUUCGGCCUGGGCUGGAGGUCCUACCAACAGUGUGACGGGAACAUGCUCUGUUUCGCUCCAGACCUCGUCAUCAACCAGGACCGUAUGAAGCUGCCCUACAUGGCAGAUCAGUGUGAACAGAUGUUGAAGAUCUCCAGUGAGUUUGUCAGGCUGCAGGUGUCUCAUGAUGAGUAUCUGUGUAUGAAGGUUCUGCUGCUGCUCAGCACCGUGCCAAAGGAUGGUCUGAAAAGUCAGGCAGUGUUUGAUGAGAUCAGGAUGUCCUACAUCAAGGAGUUGGGGAAGGCCAUCGUCAAGAGGGAGGAAAACUCCAGCCAGAACUGGCAACGCUUCUACCAGCUCACCAAGCUUCUUGACUCCAUGCAUGAGAUGGUUGGUGGGCUGCUGAACUUCUGCUUCUACACGUUCGUCAACAAGUCUCUGUCGGUGGAGUUCCCAGAGAUGUUAGCAGAGAUCAUCAGCAACCAGUUACCAAAAUUCAAAGCCGGGAGCGUCAAGCCCCUCCUCUUCCACCAGAAAUGACUGUGUGGUGCUUCCGCCACCAAGACACAAUGCCUUAAAAUCCCCUCACCUUCCCCUGACAGAGGGAGACCGGGAAGAAGAGAGAACAGAAGAGGAGAUGCUGUUUUGGGAGAAAGUAUACAAAGUACAAGGGUUUGGGGAUUUGGGGAUGAAACAUGGAGGAGGAAGGAGAGAUUUGUCAAGAGGCAGAAGACGAGAGGGAAAGAGCACAGAGGUUUUUUGUUUCGUUUAACAUCUAUGAUCCAGUAUGCAGUAUAACAGUAGAAAUAAAUGUUUUCUUAAGUUUAAAAGAUAAUCAAGGAUUGAAAUAAACUAACCAUUCAUGUUUUCUCAGGUGUAUCACCCUCAGAAUUUAACAAUAUCUAGAUUAAACAAGUAUCUAUGUACAGAUUAUUAAGAUCCUAUUUUUUACAUCUAAGUUUCUGCUGCCACAGUUUAUACAGUUUAUUAUACAGGUCAUUUCUUACCUCAGCAAAGGUAACACUAUAACUAUAACUCUUAUGCUGUUAUCCCACAGGUUUAGCUACUGGGUAUUCCUCUACCUACUGUCGUGUUUAGGACCUUGUUGUAACAGAGUUGGUUAUCAAGUCACAUGACAUAAAACAUCUUGUUUUGUUCGUAACUGUCUUUUCAAAAGCAUGUUUGCAUCGCUUUUUUUUAAAAGUCAGGCAUAACAUUAUGAAAUUGUUGUUUUUGUAAUGAAAGCGUACAGUACACAAUUCACAGACCUAUCUUUGUCUACGUUUAGGCUACACGCUGGCUGCCAGGUUUACACACACACCGUCGAUCAGAAAAAGGGAGAGAAAAGAUGUGCCUUUUUAGCUUGACGUCUGAUUUUAGCCGUUCUCUAACUAUCCGAGGAUAUUCUUCUUUCACCAUCAUGGUUGACCCUCAGUGUAUGUGAUUGUUUUCUUCCUAUUACAUGCAGUUGCAGUCAGUUUUCCUUUUUAAAAUGGCUGCCGUGUUUGUCUGUUGCUAUUGCAGCUCAGUUAUGGAUUCUCAGUGUGAUAUCAAUCGAUCUAAUAAUACUCCCAAUCUGCAUACAGUAUUCCCUUCCCGAUCUCUUGUACACGUCUCUAUUUUAAAUACUAUUUUAGCACUAUGCCCCCCCCCCUACUAAAAUGAGAGAAUGUGAAAGUAAGUAGUAGAAAAGAUGGCUUUAACUCUAUUGGAUGUUUGUAGAAGGAAGCUAUUAAUUGUCACCAUUGAACUUCAGUUAUUUUUGUCAGCAAAAUGUUUUUAAAUGUAACCUUUAUUUAACUAGGCAAUUCAGUUAACAAAUUAUUAUUUACAAUGACGGCCUAUCGGGGAACAGUGGGUUAACUGCCUUGUUCGGGGGCAGAACGACAGAUUUUUACCUUAUCAGCUCGGGGAUUCGAUCCAGCAACCUUUUGGUUACUGGCCCAACGCUCUAACCACUUGGCUACCAGCCGUCAGUCAGUGAACUUCUUCCUGUUGCUUUUGUUUUAACUGUUGUUUUGCUAGUAGUUUUUUUGCCCAUUGUCAUUGUUGGAAUGUGCUGGAGAGAGAGAUGCGUCAGCCAAUCAAAAAUAGAGAGUUUGAGAACGCAUCGAUGGCCCCAAAACCAGGCUGGUUGCUAUGGUUUCCCUAACCGUAAUAUUUGAUGGGAAUAUGGCAGUUCUUGAAUUUUGUUGUACAGUAGUUCUUGGUCACUUUAGGAAAGGCAGAGGGCUUCAGUGUUGACCCUCAAUACUCUAUAUGCACACAGGUGUGUUUGAAUGGAUAGUAGAGUGGUAUGUGAAUGAAACAUGGGUAACUUGUCAUUAUUGAUCCCUAAAGAGUCAUUUUAUAGCGCUUAUAUUCUGGCAACAGUGACAUGUCAUGACAUAUCAGACAAUUUGACCAUUUUAUGAGACGAACCAGCAAUACACAGGGGGUUGUAGAGAACUGACACUGGUGGACCGUGUUCUAGGACAACCUCUUACCCACCUAGGCACCUUGCUUACGUCUUAGCUCUUUGUGUGUGUUUUACUCAAACGUUUUCCAGUAAAGCACUUAGUACUAACAUCCUUCUCUGUCAUCUUGUGUUUUGCACUCAAACUGUGUGUCGUCCCAAAUGACACCCUGUUCCCUUUGUAGUGUGUUACUUAUGACCAGAGGAGGGCUCUGGUCCAAAGUAGUGCAUGAAAUAGGGAAUAGGAUGCCAUUUGGGAUGUAGCUUAGUUGAUGAGGGCAUAGCUCCAUCUUCUGUCCUCUGGGACUUUCAGUGCCAAACUUUAACUUUUACUUUCUUUUUUUCAGGUUUGGAAAACAGUCCUCCUUUUAACAGUUGUCAGUGUUUAUUUCAGAAAAAGAUGAGGGGGGGGGGGACUACUUAAAGCGCUUAUGUCCACCGUGGAUUGAAUGGAUUAUUAGUGUUUUCAUCCACACUAGAGAUUCCCUAGCAUAAGUAUAGAUAGCAAGUUGACCCUUUAAGUCUAACAAACCCUUUCUAUACACAUGUACUUAGGUAGUUUAAUGAGUCCAACAUGAAUUUGUAAUAUUUGAUGAUUUUGUCAUCAUGUUGUCACCAAAAACAUUUCCCUGCUUUGUCAUUCAUGUUUUGCUUCUGUGCAGAUUUUUUGUUCUUUUCUCCCGUAAAACACAAACCAACCCAGGUAUCAAAAUGAAUGUGAAUCUCUGUACUAGGCCAGGCGGGGAUAACUGAUGUCCUCGAGGGAGGGCAUAGCGUCUACUGGUUACUCUUCCUAACUCCUGGCACGUAUUUAAUCCAUUAAUGUUCCUAGUUGCUCUGAGAGGGCAACAUACCUGGUUAAAUCCAGUCACUGGUUUAAAGGAAGAGACAAAAACCAGGAGACAUUCUAAAAAUGUAUGGUGAUGCCGGACAUUUGAGGGGAAUUGUUAACCCGAGACCUUAACUUUUCACUGAACUGGCAUUAAAAAUACAAUGCUAGCUAUUUUUUUGCUGUCAUUGGUCUAUUUACGUGUUGGAAAAAUGACAUCUAUUUUAUUCUUUUCAUACACUAUGCCAACAUCUAAUAAGAAGCUAUACAUUAGUGAUUUUUAAGAACAACUAGACCAUACUCAGGUUGUUGUCAUGGGUUAAAAAUGUAUGUGGUCAUCUAUGUUCACUGAUGGAACUGUUUAAAACCAAAAACAUUCAGUUUUGAUUCCCAACAUUGUGUGUUUUUGUGACAUUCAUUAAUUAACAGUCAGGUUAAAUAAAAGCUCACCUGGCCAUUCAGGUAAGUUAGUUUCAUACAUACUGGACAUGCCAAAGUAAUUUGAUGUUCUCACUACUUGGUUAGCCAUUGUUAACUUCCCAAUCUAUCCUAAAAGAAAAUAUUUUAUUUUAUUUCAAAUGGUGAUACAAAUAUAGUUGAGCAAAACCAGCAAAUUAGUUCUCCCUAUCUAAACAGCUUGUGGAUUUCUUCUGGGUUACUUUCACAUUCAGUGUGGCUACAAGUUGUUCUCUGCUGUUGCCUUUCAUAUAACAAGUAUGAAACCACAAACUACUCACCUCUCCUAAUCCCAAAAAAUGUAUUGGUCUCUGUGAAAUUGUAUCAUACAGUACAUUUUUGACAAGGAAAUCUGAAAAUAUGCAAUACAAAUACAUGACUUACUUGUUGCUCUAAACAAGAGAUUAUAGACAUGUACUAUGUCAUUUCUUUUUUUUCCUUUUACAAUAAGCUAUUUUAGACAGAAAAUGUUCACUUUCACUUUAGUGAACUAUUUUCUGUAUUUCUCUGCAGGACAGAUUUUCAGGAAACCUUUCAAUAGUGUCAAUAUAUACCAUUUAUUUAGACAACACAGUUCCAGUAUAUUAGAUUUUUCUACAAGGUGGCCAAAGCAAAUCCAGACUCAAAGUUCAGCAUAUUUUCCUGUAGUUUUAGUAGCUCUUGGAACGACAGACGUACAGGACUUUUUGUUCUAUAACACGUUUUAUAUUUCUUUUUUUUUGUAUAGCUUUGGUCAAAUGUUGUGUACUAAUAUUAUGAAUAUAGUAGUCAGUCAAAAAGUUCACACGAAAAAAAAUCAACCAGUUUGAACCUAACAAUUUCCACUGUCCCAAAUAUUGUUUUGAAAUUCUAUUUUGUAUAAAACAUAUGCAGCCUUUAACUUUUGAAACGUAUUAUCAAGGGCAGAACGAUGAGUAUUCACUGGUAUAUGCUUUUCUUUGAAGCUUAUUUGUUUUGCUUGUACACAAUUUCAAUUAUGUACAUAUAAUCCAAAAGUAAAGAAAAAAACAAUUUGUUGUAUUUCUUCCACAAAUAAUAAUAGUUUUCUAUAUCCUCUGUAUUAUUGCUCAUCUGUAGUAGGUCAUGUUGAUGCUUUUCCUUCCAUUAAAUGUUGAACUACG
Molecule: messenger RNA, 7052 nt
Organism: Salmo salar (Atlantic salmon)
Lineage: Eukaryota; Metazoa; Chordata; Actinopteri; Salmoniformes; Salmonidae
Product: glucocorticoid receptor
Biological process (GO): nuclear receptor-mediated glucocorticoid signaling pathway; regulation of DNA-templated transcription
Cellular component (GO): nucleus
Molecular function (GO): zinc ion binding; sequence-specific DNA binding; nuclear glucocorticoid receptor activity
Source: RefSeq, a predicted model, not a curated record